CAUUUGCAAACAAUGUCCAAAGGCACAAAAUUCUUUGUUAAACCGAAAGUUCGUUUCUGUCAAAAUGACAACAGCGAAUUAACAAAAGCACCAGAAGAUACGAACAUCUCGAAAGAUGUUAAACAAAUGAUUAAACCGAAGAUUCUAAGUAAUGUAAAAUUCGACAAAGAUAUUCGAUUGAUCAAAUUAAAUGAAUCACCUACUAAUAGAGCGAGCAACGAUUCGAAAAUGAUUAAUAACGCAAUGAAAACAAAUUCAUCAGCUGUUUCCUCAAAAAUGAUUCGAACUUCACAAUCCCUGAAUAAAGAUUGUAUUGAAAUAGAGAGUCAUACACCCUUGAACGAUGCUAAUAAUAUUCAAAAUAUUAAAGCGAAUUGUAAAAAUAUCUAUACGCCCAAAGCUGAUUCCUCCAUCAGUGAUACAGAUAUCUCUUUGGUCGAACAAAACAGAAAGAUAAAGAAGUCAAUUAGACCAGCAAUAGAUAAUAGUAAUCUUCCAAGAACAGAUAGUACAAAAGAUGAAGAGAGUAAAGAAAAUAAAACAGGAGCAAUUAAGAAAAGCAUUAAAGGGUCAACUAAAAGAUCCUCAGACUCAGAAAUUUUGAAACACAAAGCUCGACUGUCUUCUGUUAAUACUACUAAAAAGAAUUCAAAUCUCAGUAAUAAAACACCUGUCUCAGUUAAAACCAAAAAGCAUACAAUAUCUAAAUCUAAGGUUGUCGAUGUUAUGCCUUGUUACAAAUACAGUAAAAGUCCAAAGAAAGUAAAAACUCCAGCUGUUAAGAAGACUGUUAUAAGAAAUAUUAUUGGUCCUAAGAUACAGGCUUAUAUUGGUCCAGGGGUAGUACACAAAAAGGAGAGUGAUAUAAAAUUUUCUGAGACCGCCGAAAACGUUAAUGUAAAACCAAUUAUAUCUGGGGACAAAUUGGCAAGACCUGAAUAUAAUUCAAUUAUGUGUACAAUCAAUAAAUUAAACGAAGUUAAAAAGCAAAGAAUUGUACCUGACGUUGAUCACUUACUACCUGUGUAUAAAAAUCUUAUAAACGAAAAGGUUUCCAGUGCCUUAGACUUUCCACUUGACGAGGCCGUCUAUAAGAAUCUGGUGGAUCUAAGUAUAGAUGAAAAUCAAUUACCAAGUAGAUUAACUCGUAGCAAGGAUCCUGAGCCAAGGCAAAGGGACAUUGUACCGAUGUUGUCUGACUUUUUUACACCGGUACCUACCGAAGAGUACCGCACCGCCGUGUUUGCGAAACCACGGAUCACGGAAACCGCGAAUAAUUGGAAUGCCUUUAGAAUAAGUGAUCAAAUAUCUGAAUGGAAGCACAUACUAGAACAUACAUAGCUGCACGAUAUUGUACCUUUUAGGCGUAAGUAAUAUUUAUUAAUUGUUUGGGAAACAUUUACUCCUCGUAAAAUGUAAAGACCUUUUUAAUACUCAUUGGAUAAAUAGAUAUUUUGUGAAAUAAACACGAUAUAUAAAUAAAUAUAUACAAUCAAUGUAUGUUUAAUUUUUCGUUACCGUGAAUA
Ceratina calcarata is the source of this 1526-nucleotide messenger RNA. RefSeq lists its product as uncharacterized. The transcript has 2 exons. The coding region runs from base 13 to 1341 and encodes 442 amino acids. The record is from RefSeq and is a predicted model, not a curated record. NCBI's taxonomy places the organism in Eukaryota, Metazoa, Arthropoda, Insecta, Hymenoptera, Apidae.